AUGUCGGGGAUGCUGGAGGCCCUGCGGACGUUCCAUGAGGAACCGGCGGACGUGUCAAGCGUCCCUACUACACGAGGGACAUGGGCAGCCGUGUCAGGUACCACAGCAACUUCGACCUGUUCCACUCGCCGGCGGCCACCUGGCGCGACACGCUCUACCUGGAUAUGGCGCCGACCGGCCCGGCCCCGGAGGAAAUCCCGCCGGCGUGCAGGCCCUGGGCCUCCACCGGAGAUAGCUGGAGCACGACGCCGGCUGCGUGGACGGGGUCAGCGUCGUCGGCCACUACUACCCGCCGUGCCCGGAGCCGGAGAUAGCUGGAGCACGACGCUUGGCAAGACCAGGCACUCCGACCCGAGCUUCCUGACGGUGCUCCUCCAGGACGGCGUCGGCGGCCUGCAGGUCCUGCUCGGCGGCCGCUGGGUGCGCGUGCCUCCCGUGCCCGGCGCUUUCGUCGUCAACAUCGGCGACUUCCUCCAGCUCAUGUCCAACGACAAAUUCAAGAGCGUGGAGCACCGGGUGGUGGCUGUGGACGCCGGGGCGCCACCGCGAGUCUCCGUGGCAUGCUUCUUCAGGCCGCGUGGCGCGGCGGCGUCGACGAGGGUGUACGGACCGAUCCCUACGGACACCCUGGGGACGAAGCCUCCGUCACCUCCACGCUACAGGAGCACCACGGCGGUGGAGUUCAUUAACCAUUAUAUGGGCAAGGGCCACGUCAGCAAAUCUGCACUAAAGCACUUCAGAAUAUAA
Molecule: messenger RNA, 747 nt
Organism: Miscanthus lutarioriparius
Lineage: Eukaryota; Viridiplantae; Streptophyta; Magnoliopsida; Poales; Poaceae
Source: the annotation of a GenBank genome assembly